Molecule: messenger RNA, 205 nt
Organism: Ambispora gerdemannii
Lineage: Eukaryota; Fungi; Glomeromycota; Glomeromycetes; Archaeosporales; Ambisporaceae
Source: the annotation of a GenBank genome assembly
AUGGACGAAGAUUUUGAGUUUGUUAGUUUCGAAAGACAAGAAAGUAUUGAACCAGAUAAAUCAAUAAGUCAAAUCUCUGCAACUAUUAUCGAAUCUGAUAUAAGUAUUCUUAAUGCAAAUAGUUCAACUGUCUGGCUGCAUUUUGUAAAAACAUCUAUGGAAAAACAAUGCACAAUAAGUCACCAGCUAUAUAAACCUACUUCAG